Messenger RNA from Aplysia californica (California sea hare), 8433 nucleotides. Its product is annotated as acyl-CoA (8-3)-desaturase. Gene Ontology annotation, cellular component: membrane. The transcript has 12 exons. Gene Ontology annotation, molecular function: oxidoreductase activity, acting on paired donors, with oxidation of a pair of donors resulting in the reduction of molecular oxygen to two molecules of water. NCBI's taxonomy places the organism in Eukaryota, Metazoa, Mollusca, Gastropoda, Aplysiida, Aplysiidae. Gene Ontology annotation, biological process: lipid metabolic process. The coding region runs from base 759 to 2096 and encodes 445 amino acids. The record is from RefSeq and is a predicted model, not a curated record.
CGUUAGACCCCACAUUUCCCUUAAUCAUUUGUUAUGGUUAUGAAAGUACGUUUCGUAAACAGAGGCAGAUGGCCUGAUGAACUUACGGUUGUUUUACCGAAGCUCGGUUGAUUUGCAUGUAAACGUACACGCAUUCUCGUACAGUAUUCCUUUGUAAUACCACACGAAAUGAGAAGGCUUAUGAAUACUUUGGUCCAACCCCCAUUAACGUUAGGUGACGUCCCCUCUCUCGGCAUUGAUCCCAAACAAACCUAAUGAAACUUCCCUCUGGCUACUAGCAGCGCCAUUGAUUUGACGAUAAUGGCUUACUAAAGACGGAUGAUUGUUGAGCCAGCCAGCAUUUUGGAUCAGGCUCCUCUCCACAAUUAGACGAAGCCAUCGCUCUGACCAGUGUUGUCAGUUGGUGGCCAUUGGUGUGGUUGGUGGCCAUCGAGGAGACACAGAUACUACUCUCAGGCGAAAACUUCCAUUUGCUGGAGCAGAAGCCAGACCAGAGACAUUUUGGACUUAAGGCAGAGGUACAUCGGAACUGUAGGGCAGGAACCAGCAUUGUGGACAGUUACUCCAAGAACUUAUUGAAAACUCAGUACUACAUGAAGAGACAAUCUUAACUUCUUCGGUAGUGAGAUUCUAUUUUUCUUCCAAAAAAGAUAUCAGUUAACAGGGAGGCUUAGAUUUCUUCUGUCAUCAAGACGAGGGGAGAAAUCGAAAAGGAAAAACAAAUAUAAACUACUGUUUGGUGUCCAGAUCCAGCAGCAAUGGGAAAGGGUGCGCAGGGAGAAGCAAACGGCUCUGUGGACGUGAGUCGUCCUCUGAAGGAGUUCACUUGGGAUGAGGUGCGUGAGAAGACUACCAAGGAGUGCCGCUGGCUGGUCAUUGAUGGCGAAGUCUACAACAUCACCUCGUGGGCACGCCGCCAUCCUGGUGGCACCAAGGUCAUUGGGCAUUAUGCUGGCCAGGAUGCCACGGAUGCCUUUAAGGCUUUCCACAAUGACUUGAACUUCGUCAAAAAGUACAUGAAGGCCAUCCACAUUGGCACUCUGAAAGAGACCCAGAAGGAAGUGAAGCCUAUUGAGGAAGACUUCCGGCAGCUGAGACAGACAGCUGAGAAAAUGGGCCUGUUCAAGCCCAGCGUUUUAUUCUUCACUCUGAGUAUGUUGCACAUCCUGUUCCUGGACUGGGCAGCCUGGGCUGUCAUGUACUACUUUGGCACUGGAUGGGUACCCUAUCUCCUCUCUCUCAUUUUUAUCACCACAGUUGAGGCUCAAGUGGGCUACAUACAACAUGAUUUCGGGCAUUUGUCCGUAUUCAAACGAUCCAAAUGGAAUCAUGCCCUUCACUAUUUUUCUCUCGGAUUCAUCAAGGGUGCCUCUCCAGCUUGGUGGAACCACAUGCACUACCAGCAUCACGCCAAGCCAAAUGUGAUGGACAAGGACCCUGAUGUGCGUCUUGAUGCUCUGUUUGUGGUGGGUGAGCAUAUGCCCGUGGAGGUUGCCAAGAACAGGAAGAAGAGCAUGCCCUACAACUGGCAGAACUACUAUUUCUUCUUGUUGGGACCACCUCUGCUGUUCCCGGUGUAUUUCCAGAUUAUGCUGUUUAAGUUCAUUUACAGCAGGAAGGCAUAUUUGGAUCUACUGAUGGUUAUCAUCUUCUUUAUCAAGUUUUUCUACCUGUUUGUUCCUCUCUUGGGCGUCGGUGGUUCCCUCAUCUACUACUUCAGCUUCAGAUGUCUGGAGAGCCAUUGGUUCACCUGGGUGGCCCAGUCCAACCACAUUCCCAUGGAGAUCAACCACGACGAGGGCCUGCCCUGGCUCCAGCUGCAACUGCAGGCCACCUGCAACGUGAGCAAGAGCGUCUUCAACGACUGGUUCACCGGCCACCUCAACUUCCAGAUUGAGCAUCAUCUGUUCCCCACCAUGCCCCGACACAACCUGUACAAGAUUGCUCCUCUGGUGAAGUCUCUGUGUGAGAAACACAAUGUCUCCUACGUGGUGAAGCCGCUGAGCACAGCCUUUGCCGAUAUUGUCAGGUCUCUCAAGCACUCUGGGGAGCUGUGGUACUCCACCUACCAGGCCUUCCAUGCCUCCUCCUCCUGAAUACAUACCGGGAGACUGCAGACCAGCAUGUAGCUUUUUUUUUUUUACCGAAUUUAUAUUUUCUAAACUGACCAUCAAUUAAAAUUUGCAAAUGGUUUAUUGUACUUAGCUCAUUAUGACAAGCUGAGCUCCGACCAUGACUUGUUGUUUAGUGUUAGUGCUGUGCCAUCUAAUUUUCUUGGGACAGGUGCUAGUAAUAGCACAUGCGUUUGCUUAAAUGUUUAGGUUUUUUUUAUACGUCUAGGUUUGGCUGAAAUGAGUAAAAUGGCACAUGUACUGAAGUUGAUCCAUCUCAACUGUUUGCCAAGUUGUGACAACUUCAUCCAGUUGUUCUUGGUUCAGAGCCCCGACUCUUGAAGAUCGCUUUGUCAAUGUCUUACUUUGGGGACGCUAGUUCUGUGGAGUCAACAGUUCCAGAAAUUAUAUUUUUCAUCUAACAUUCUGAAAAAGAAUGAAUGUUGCAGCUGUACUCACGAGCAGAACUAUUGACUGAACUGUUGUCAGCUCAACAAAGGAAAUCUGUGGUUGAAUAUUUAGAACUGAUUCAGUAUAUCUUGUCAACAACAAAAAAUCGUGUUGUAAAGGAAAAUGCGUUUGGUUUUACAGGUGCAGUGGAAAAUUCGAGUAAUGUUAUGAUAUCUUGUCGAUAAUAGAAACUGUCCAAAUAUCUCAAAUUUUGUCAUUGUUGAUAGUUCUGUGUGCUUUUCAAACGUGAAGUGUGUUUUAUAUUGGUUAUUGUUAAUAAAAAUUUCAAAUUGUAGAAGUUCAAUGAUCUCUAGUUGACUCUUUAAGUUUGUUGGAGUGAUUUGAAGCCAGGUGUUUUCUAAAGUAUGAAUGCUUUUCUUUUCAGUUUAUUACUUUUGGGUUGCUGUAAAAGUGAACAGCAUUAAUACAGAAGUUUUUUUACUCUCCUGUAACAUUUGUUGCCCAGGCUGUCACUAAAUCUAUGUUUUUUGCCUUCUGUUUGGAGACAAAUUUACAAAUGGAAGAAAAAUGAGUACUCUGUUUUCACCAGAGUUUUAAAUUUUGAUAUUCUUGUACAAAAAUGAUGUUGACGUUAGUAGAUCUAGUACUCUGUUUGCGCUCUGUAGAAUUUUUGUCACUCUUGAACAUACUGAGUGGUGGAUGUUUUUCUCUCACCAGCCGCUGGAAAGUAAUAGUAAUAGAAUCACAGGGUAAGAGGAGGAGGUCUGACUUCUGUUUCUGAUGGACAGACUUUAGGCAGUGGGUCUCCUUCCUGAUUGUAAAGUACGUUUGCAUUCCUGAUGAUCUUGCUCAGAAUCAACACCUUUAAAAAUAAUCACAGUCUUUGGGUGUGUAUCUGACAAGAAUUUACAUUUUUUCUGGAGUGUAGUUGAAGAUCUCUGCUUCUUGUUUCAAUUCAUGCGGGUACAACACCAUCAGAGCAAAAGAGUAGUCAUGUUGGUUUUUUUAAAAUAAAGUGUUGAGUAUGCUUUCUUGAGAAUGGUAAACUGACCCAGUGAUGGGAAUGGGCCAGUAUUCUAUUUACUUGUGCGAAUAAACAUCUUCUCCCAAGGACGUGUCCUCCUGUUAGGAUUGUGCUUUUGUUCCCAUGUUCCAGUUGUUGAUCAUUGUUGAUGUAAAUAUUGUUUUCCUUCCCUCCUCAUAUUUGUGUGGUCAAGAGGGUUGUGCUGACACCCUUCAGAUUUUCACAGAAUCUUAGUUUUGCUUACUUGUUGCCAAGAAAACUGUUGCUUGUUGUCUUGUUGGUUUUUUCCCUUUUGUAAAAUUGAUUUGACUAAAAUUGGAUUGGCGUUGGGUAUUUCUUCUUUGAUAUUUGCUGUGUUUUGUUCUUUGUUGUGUGCAGUUAGUCCCUGUUAAACUUGGUCAUGCUGUUCUCAUUUGCUUCCGUACACAAACCCAAGAUAAUUGUUACUCUUUUAAGGAGGCAGAAAAAUCAAUCUCAACUCCAUUUGAGAGUAGAACGCCUUUGACCCCAUUCAGACUUUUAAGUGAUAGAAUAUUGAAAUAUUGAGUUGUUUUUUGGGGGGGUAUUGAAUAACUCUUGUAUGAGUUACUGCGUGACAUUUUAAGAAAGCUGCACUAUUCAUCUUUGAAAAUAAAAUUGUUUGUCAAAUACUUUUGAUGCCGUUGAUAUUGUCUUGGAGGUUGUAGAAUGAACACAGUUUUGCUGUGAAUUUGAAGAUGGAGCUGGCUUUUAGUUUUCCAGCGCUAUACUUUUUUCCCAAUAAAUAAACUGUUACUCGUUAUGUUUUUCUCUUAUUCCAGUGCUGUGGACUCUGAAAAUGGUUAUGUGUAUUGGAGAGGGGAAGGGGAGGUUUGUUUUGCUUUUUACUCCCAUCUUGUCCAUCUAUGUACUGGUAUGUUAAAAAAGUCUCUGAGUUGAAGGGAGAAAUAGUGUAUUCAAGUUUCUUGACUCGUCACUGCCGUACAAACUUCGGGCUCAAAGAUGGACUAGUAAUAGAAAAAACAGUUUUGAUCAUGAUAGGCUCUGAGAAUAUUUGUGCUUUGAGCUACAUUCUGGGCUACUCCUUAAAAUUACAACUCUCAGUCCUCUGUCUUCAUAUUUGCCAACCUAUGCAUUCAUUAUUCAUUUUUGUUGGGGAAAAAAGCACUUUACCAAGUGAUUAAGAGACACUGAGCCCGACUUGGCAUAUCUGGAUCCAUUGCGGACAGUCUUAAUCAUCUUGUUGUUUUGCAGGAAGAAUUCAACUAUACAUUCCAUUUUAGAUCAGAUGCUUUGCUUUGAAACUAGCCCUGACCAUACUGCAGAAAAGACUACUGAAAUAUUCCACAGCACAAAAUCAUGGUCCGUUUGAGCAUUUCCCAGCAAAGGCACAAAAUCAGAAGUCCUGUUGUGUUAUAAGAAAAAGCACAAUAACAAGGUGAAAUUCCAAAAUAAGAAAUGUUAAAUGUCUAAAUAUCGCCAUUAUAGUGCGUCUACUUAUAUUCGCAUCGCUUUGUAUGCUUGGAGGUGGGGUUGUGUAAAUCCUAUCCUACUUACUUGUUGACACCCAUUUUUUUCUGCCGUAGUCAUAUAUUUACCAAUUACAAUAUUAUGUUGAGGACAUGUGUAGUCCUCCCUACAUAUGACUUCCCUCUGAUCGUUUUUACAGUUUUGUCUGGGGGAAGGUUACUCACUGAAUUUUUUAAACAGUUCCCAACCCCCCCCAUCUCCUGUGACCAUGCUAAACUUAACCAGUGUUUUUUUUAAGGAGCACCAUUGUUCAUUGUCUUUAUUUACUCGUCAGUCGACCGGUCAGAAAACUAUUUAUUUUACACACUUAAACAGAAUGGAAGAGUAUCUGCUUUUGUCUGUUGGUUCUUUUGACCUCCCUGGAAAAUAUUUCCUCUCAGCCUGAUGUCCUACGGUGGGACAGAAUUUUGCCGAAAAUCACCUUUUUUGUUAUCAAUAAAGUGGUUCUUAUGGGGGGGGGGGGGGGGGGGGGGGGUGUUAGAUCUAUGCCCAUUAUGAACAUUAGAAUGACUAUAGAUUGAAUAAAUGGUGCUCAGUUUGUGUGUUUACUUUUCUCAAUGAACUGAGGUCCCUUUUCUGUUCAGAGAGUUUUGGGACAUUCUCUUUGAGACUUGGUUAAAUCUCCAAACUGGGACAUUUUUCUCUGUUGAGAGUGUUUUAAAUAUAAACUACAUGAAUUGUGACUGAAAUCCGCCAACUUUGGUCUGCUUUUUAAAGCACAGUACAAUGUAUUUGUUGUUUGUUGUCUUUCAGACUGUCUUUAGUAAAUUUGCCCAAUCUUUGUGUUUGGGGUUGAAAGGGUUAGAAGAACAUUAGGAAUGGCCUCUAUAACAUGUCAAGUAGAAUCAACAGGUAUAAACAUUUUACUGUUGCAGUUUAAUUGAAGAAAACAUGCUGCAAUAUUACUGUAAUCAUAGGUCAUUUGUCAUUGUGCCCAUUAUCAUCGCAAGACCAUUGCAGCAUAUCAGUAAUCACAUAGAGGGUAAAUUGUAUUUGUCUCUCCAACAAGACCUUUCUUGAAAUGACUAAUGGUUUGGAUCUUAUUGUAGUGGGCAAAAUAAUAACCAGUGCCUAAUUUUCCUUCCAGACAAAAUAUUGUUGUACUGGUUUAUUCCUUGUGAAUUAAACCCAUGGGACUGCCUAGUGCACAAUUGUUUUAGUUAUUAACAUUUAAAGUCCCUAUCAAGCUAACCAUGCAGUGAUCAUCUAUACAAAGUUUCACUGCUCAAGUGUUGGGGACCAUGUUUUUUACCUUUGAAAUGGCCCUUUACAUUGUGUGCUCACUUCCCUCAGAGUGAAGGAGGCUCCUGGGUUUUGUAAAGGGUUGAAUAUAUAUAUCGGUGAAACGUUUAUAAUUGGGCUUUGCUUUGAUUAGCAUUCUGUUUGUUUGGGUCAGUUUGAAUAAUGAGAAGACACUAACUGCCACUUGCGAAAAAGCAAAAUAGACCAACAGAACCGAGAUGGAAAGAAAAGUAAGACCUACCCCUACUGGUGGUGGGUUCUGAACUAACUACCCACUGAUCUGUGUUUGCAAGUGGUCUGUCUAAAAGAAAAGGUUACAAGUCUAAGGCAGUCCUUGCUGUUCUUGGAACAUCUUGAGGCUGUGAGCUAACAGAUUGCCUUGUGCUGAUAUAUAAAUGUAACUACAGGGGAGUCUGCUUAAACCGAACCCGCUACAUCGGAAAGUGGGAAAACUGAAAGAAAACAAAAUCCCUGAUCUGUCUCUUCUUCUAUUCAAGCAAUUUUUCUAAAUCGAAAACCCGAAUAAACUUAAGAAAAUAUGGCGGUUCCGUAAAUUUUGGUUAAAGUAGACUCCACUAUUUGUUGGUUUGAUUGAACUGCUGAAGUUCUCCAAAUUUUUUUCUACUCAACCCGGUGUCCUGAUGGUGGACCAAGUCCCCUGCCUUUGAAAAAAAUCUUUUAUAGCUUUGUUCCUACUUAAGGGCAUUAAUCUUCAACAAAUAAAGCAAAAACUUUUGUAGAUACAGGGCUAAAUGUGUUGAGAUUCAUGUCGGAAAAGGAAUGUUUUUUCAGCUAUGUUGCUGGUUUAUUUUGUUCAGUCAAAUUUUCAUGUGUUUGUUUUGGAUGUGCUGUUUAUAACUUGUUGCAUCUUGUGUUCUUCUGACAAGAAUUUGCCUGGCUUAUAUCAAGGGAGACAGAAACAUACUUGAAUGACAAGCAACACACCAAAUGGAAAUACUGCAGCACAUCGCAAACGCAUAUAUUUACCUUCUUAUUUCACUUUUGUUUUGCAGUUAUAAAAAAAAUCUUGGCAGUAUGAUUUGAAUCUUUGCAUCAUAUUAUAAUUUGCUUUAGAUACUUUUAGUUAGCAGCCUUGUGAUUCAUAUAUCUGUUCCUUGCUACUUUUGUUACUUGAAGUGGACUUUUUGUAAUUAUCUUCUCGGAAAACCUGUAUUUAUAUAAUUCUUUUCUUAGGGUAUUUAUAAAACUAUGUUUUUAUAGGACUAUUUUGUGACAAUGUAUUGUUUUCUUUAAGACUUUGUGAGAGAUUUAAUGUCUGCCUUUCAGUAUUGGGGAGAGGACACAGAGCAAUAGAUCAGUUUGGAAAGGUUUGAUUUCCUUUCCGCUUUCUUUUAAAGCUUUUCUGUAAAGAUAAGAUGUGCUGCCUGGAAGAUUUUCACAGCAAUGGGGUCCAGUCUUUUUUAUAUUUUUUUUUUGGCUAUUGUCUUUGUUGUUGUUACUGUUGUUGUUGAACUUCUUGAGCUGACAUAAUGUACUAUGACAUUGUUGUGAACUGUCCUGCUUGCCUGUACAGAGAUGUACUACACACCGUGUGUCUAAAUACUGUCCUGCUGUGAAGCGUUUUUGCUGUUUGCCUCAAGUUCCUGUGGCUUAUGUUGUUGCUCCAGUGAUCGCUUUUCUGUGGGACCCCCAACUGAUAUUUUCUCCCUCAGUUAAUGUGAACAACAGUGUUUUUGGACUGUACACUAAUGCAUGAUGUGACAAUAUUUGUCAAGUUAACAGUUUGCCGCUCAGACAUACUACGGUCGCUUCUAUUCAAACUCUGACAAAGAAUUAUGUCUGUAGUAUUUCAGGGUGGGGAAUCUAUGGACGGCUACAUGGCAGAACUCAUUAUAUACCAAAAUUGUGUCUAAAGACGUGUUCCUUAUUGACCUUUUACCUCCGAGCCACUUUUGCAAAAUUAGUUUUCUUUGUGAAAAAACUUGUCUCAAAUUGCCUCCACUGUGUUUGGAACCUUUGUUUCAAUUUAUCUGCACUUUUUGUGUGAAUUCCAGUUCUUCAAGUUUCCAUCAGUUCAAGAUUUUGGGGUAUUGUGGGUUUAGCCAUGGAGCCAUCAUCUUUUCUGUUGCACUAAUUUCUUUCUUUUCUAGACAAAUAAAACUAUUUAUUUCAAUA